AUGCCUUCUACACCGACCAAAGAGUCUAAAAAAUUUUCAUUAGCUCAACCCUCUUCUAAAUCUCUCCCUUCACUUUUGGAGCUCCAAUCACCCCAUUCAACCUCUUCUCAACAACUUUCUGGCAAUAAUAAUGAAAAGAAAAAAGAUCGCAAAUCUUCCCUUCGUAGUCAUACAACACCCACCAUAGAAGUUAAAGAAACAAAUACCAUGUGUAAAGACUAUGAUCCUACGACUGGUAAUAAGAUGAUUAACAAAUAUAUGUUAAUUAAAGAAUUGGGCAGGGGUGUACACGGAAAAGUCAAAUUAGGAAAAGACAUGGAGUUGGGAGAGUGGGUUGCCAUCAAAAUUGUUGAUAGAGUAACACGUCGCCGUUUGAGCACACGGAGCAAUGAUCUCACUAAUGAGCAAAAAAUUAGAAAAGAAAUUGCAAUACUAAAAAAAUGUGUCCACCCACAUGUUGUUAGGUUGAAAGGAGUUAUUGAUGAUCCAAUGAGUAGGAAAAUUUAUAUGGUCAUUGAGUAUAUGGAAGGUGGUGAAAUACAAUGGAAAGAUGAAAACGACCGUCCUGUUAUGAGUGUUGAUGAAGCAAGACGGAUAUUUAGAGAUGUAGUGUUGGGUUUGGAAUAUCUUCAUCAUCAAGGCAUUAUACAUCGAGAUAUAAAACCCGCCAACUUAUUACUUACUGCCGAUAACAUUGUAAAAAUUUCGGAUUUUGGCGUAUCACAUUUCAGUCAACGUGCUGCCGCAGUCGAGUUACAAGGAAAUAAUAAUUCUGCACCUACUCAAGAAGAUAUGGACUUAAUUAAAACCGCCGGAAGUCCCGCGUUUUUUGCUCCAGAGCUAUGUUUUCCCGAUUUGUCACGGGAGAUAAUUUCCAAUUCGAUAGUAACUGGUAAUUCUGGUAAUUCUUCUGAAUCGCUUUCGAAAUCCCAUUCAACUACCAAUUCUAUAUCAGUACGAGGACAACGACCUCCUAUCACCAAAGCUAUCGAUGUCUGGGCCCUUGGUGUUACACUAUAUUGCUUCAUUUUCGGAAGAUGUCCUUUCAUAGCAGAUACGGAAUUUGAAUUAUUUUUUCAUGUUAUACCUAGGCAACCAUUGGAAUUUCCAGAAGAUACCCCUAUUUCAGACAGUUUAAAAGAUUUGCUUACAAGGCUAUUGGAAAAAGAUCCACAAAAAAGGAUCACUUUAGGGGAUGUCAAAAAACAUCCAUGGGUAAUCGCUGAUCUUCCAAAUCCACAGAAAUGGCGAGAUGAUACCGAUCCAAAGAAGUAUCAAGCGCUUACGGUUACGGACGAAGAAGAUCGGUUAAAAAAGAAAAUUCGUAAAAUUUCAUUGUCAUUAGUAGGAAUGUUACGAUCCGGUAAAGACCAUGAUUUAAAUCAGUCUUUUGAAUCAGUUCAAGUGGUUCCCAGUCCAUAA
Molecule: messenger RNA, 1422 nt
Organism: Cetraspora pellucida
Lineage: Eukaryota; Fungi; Glomeromycota; Glomeromycetes; Diversisporales; Gigasporaceae
Source: the annotation of a GenBank genome assembly